GCAGCUCACCUGCUUCCAGUCCCAACUUCACCCGCUCUGAAAAGCGGGAGAAAUACAACAGUUGGGGGUUGGUGGUGGGGAUUUUCAAAAUAAAAUGCCCUCAUAUAUCUGUAGUUGUUGAAGCCUCUGAAGACGCAGCAGCUUCUGUCUGUUCAUCUGUCCCCCUCCAUGAAUCCUAACGGUCAGUGUGUGGGAACGGGGCCGCAUGCGGAGCACAUUCUCUGAGGUGGGGGAGUGUGUGUGCGAGUGUGUGUGGAUCCCACAGUGAUCCUCUAAGACUGACGUCUCUCCGGUAGCGCAGAAGAAGACCGCAGCCGGGCUCCUCCACACACUUGAGCGCAGCCAGGCAGCAGGCAGCCUUACCCCGCAGAGUGAGGCAGAAAUCCGUGGAUCAGGUGGAGGAAGCCGGAGUUCCCCAGCAUGUUCACCCUGCGGAAAGCUGCGUUCAGUCACGCUCCUCAGGCGACCGUUUGAUUCCGCUGGAGCGCAGACUGCUACUGCUGUUGCUGCUGCUUUUCCCCCUCUCCGUCUCUCUUGAUCAAACCUCUGAUGUGAAGAACCGAACCUCUGCACAGCUGAAAUGAUGUGGACCUCUCAUGAUACUGUUGGAUUUGUUUUCCUAGCCGCAUUCUGUGUUCAGUUCGGAUUCUCCUUUGAAGGUCGCUUUACGGAUCUGCCCUCCAACAUGACGGUUAAAGAGGGCCAAAACAUAGAAAUGGCAUGCGCCUUCCAGAGCGGAACCGCGUCUGUGUAUCUGGAGAUCCAGUGGUGGUUCGUGAAGGCUCCGGAGCCCACCGACAGCGAAGAGGAGGUGGACGCCCAAGAGAUGGAGAUGAUACCAGAGCCCGAUCCUGAUGACGAGGGGACCAAAAUAAGUACAGUAAAGGUCCAGGGCAACGACAUCUCACACAAGCUACAGAUGUCCAGAGUCAGCAAGAACGACGAAGGACUCUACGAGUGCCGGGUGACCCGAGCCAACUACGGAGAGAUUGUGGAGUACAAAGCCCAAGCCUGGCUUAGGGUCAACGCCACAGCCAGGCCUCGACGGCCACUGCCACCUGCCAAGAAGAGCUCCCCACUGCACCUGACAGACAAGAAGCCAAGAAAGUCCACCUCACCUCUGAGCCAAGACAACAUGAGUUCAGACCAGAGGGUGGCCUCCACGUCCUCCUCCCACACAUCCUCCAACACAGCUAAACGCUACCCCAGCUCAGGUACAAGAAUAUUGUCCGGCUCCGGACCUGCUGUCCUGCUUCUGGCGUGUGGCCUGGUGAGGGAUGCCUUGUUAUAAUUUGAGAACAGUCGUGAUUUGCUCCACGAUGUUGGCCCAGCUGUGUGCUUCGAAAGCAAACAGAGGAUCAAAAAAAAAAGAAAAAAGAAAAUUGCCUGUUUUACUCCCUUCGCCACCCACUGACCACAACCCUGAACUCCACCAUGCGGACAGCACAGUUUGCUCCUCAUUUUCUCGCCACUUCUGCUCUUGCACUUAGCACAUUAUUAGUAGCCACUAUAAACACCAGUCACAACGGCAGCAGAAGGAGCAUCUUUUCUACAGACGCCUGGUCGACGCCAGCAGAGACGCCGCCUAACACCUGGACUCUAUCUUGUUGGAUAACUCUCAUGGAAGAAUGACUUUCUUAAAGUUUUGCUGUUGACGUUUCUGUGUUCAUUGCUCAAAAGUAAACGAGAAAAUCAAGGAAUCUAUAUUUGUGUAGUAUAUAUGAUCCUAGCUAUAUGUCUGUUUUAUUUGAAACACAUAGGACUAAUGUAUGUGCUGUAUACAUAGCUGCUGCUGAUAUUGGCCAUUGAUCAUUGUGAAUAGGCACUCUAGCCUUCUCCAGAUGAGAUAAAUCUAAUACAAGUCUGUGUUAAAUUAGACGAUUGAUGUUAACCUUUAAGUUAAAAGGGUCAUUCUUUUCAUUUCUCUUUCAGCCGUAUUAGCCAUCCAAAUUUCAGAUGUGCAUAAUUUUACAUCCUGUUGGUGAUUCAUCAUCAGAAGUGCAUGCUUGGUCUGGAGGUUUUGAAGAUUAGGAAAAUAUCUGACCUACAUGAGACGACAUUUGGAGUUUAAUGUUCCAAUGUUUUGAACUGCAGUUUCUUUUUCUGUGCUAGCUUUGGUGUGAAAAUAAUGUCCUCUUGUCAUUUUAAUUUGUAAUGCACCCUUAGUAGGAAUAAAAAAAACAGAAAGUCACUAUUUAUGAGUUAUUGUAAAUCCUGAUACGUGACAACUGGAUGAUUGAUUCUGACCACCAUUAAUCUCUGAAAUGUUUCAGUGGCUAAUCACAAAGGAGGGAUUUAAUGAACUGUAGAUCAGAAAUGCCAACGCAGGAACACAGAGGAUCUAGACCCUGACCACACCCUUGUUUAAAUGCCAGGUAUUCCUAAUGUUGUAUUAUGAAAUCAAGGUAAAUCAUGAAACGCAUAAAACUCUUCUUCUGUGUUAAAUGGGACAAAUUCUACAAGGUCUAACUGCAAAACAGCCAUCAUUAACAGACUACAAACAAACUGCGAUGCUAUGUGAUGUCAAGGUUUUUAUUCUGUGCUUUCAGGUCACUUUGGAGUUGUCAACCAUUCACACAGAAGACCAAUUACAAUCGCGAUCACCUCAUUCAGCAGGAGGAAUGUUCAUGAAAAAAAAAUUUAAAAAUCGGACUUCAGUAAAAAAUUGGAAUCGAGCUGCUGUGUGAACAUAGUCUUAAUUAUGGUGGUACAUGCAUGUAACUUAAUCAAACAUCAAUCUUUGGCAGGGAGGAGGCCAAUGGAUGGAUGAAUGUAGAAAACUUCAUCUUCUACACCACUAAGCAGGCCCUGUAAUAAGGGUGUGUUGAGUUUUUAGAUUUGCUGUAUUUUUACAUUUCUCACAGAUAAUGUAAGCAAGACUGUGAUGAAAUAACAACCAGUUAGACAGAAUUAUACACGACGGCCUUCAAGAGAAGAGUGUUAGUUUUGUUGAAAUUUCUUCUCUUUGAUCUGGCCCUGCUACAUAUUUUACAGCUUUACAUAAAGCGCAUGUUUCCCAGGAUAUUUUUAAUGUGCACCGAGGAUUUAUGAAUGAAACGCUUUGACAAUCUGGCACAAACACUGGAAGAGCGGCGGCUGGAAGAGCGGCGGCUGGAAGAGCGGCGGCUGCAAGAUCUUUAACAUGACCCAAAAACUAAAAUGAAUCUGUUAUUGUUGACUUUUGAGCCCCAUCCAGCAGAAACUCGGAUUCUAAUUCAAGCAGAAACAGCCAUGAAUGACAGAGCAGCAGAUAUGUGAAAGUUAUCCUCCAUGAGUACAGUGUUGCCAAAGCACUGCAGUUAUCCCAACAAUGAGAUCAGCAGCUGAUCAAUAGCACAUCUUUUAUCGUUUAUUCAAAACCCCAAACUAUGAGGUGGCCAAACAAAAUAAGCAUGAAUAUGUAGCCCUAUAUUUGUGGUAUGGCAUAAACUAAGAACUAAUAGGCAACAAAACAGCUCAACAUGCAAUAAUCCCUCUGCUGUGUGUUCUCGAAAUGCAAAACCUCACUUUACAGAGCCGAAUCCCCUCUCCUGUAUAGUUUAUCACGUUGCCAAAGAACGGUUUAGGGGGAACUUGUUGAUUCAGCAGCGAGGUCCACAGGCUGAUGGAGCACAGGGUGCUUCCCGAGACCCCGAGACGUUCCAGCAAGACACGGCGCACCGUGCAGCACCGCACUGCACCGCGCCGCACAGGGCAGGAAGGGUCAGCCCGCUCUAAUCCCUCUAAUUCCAAACCGCCACAGCUAAUCUACCAUCACUGUCUCAUUUUCGCCAUUCUGCCGUGACUGGGGGACUGAUUGUUUUUAAAUGAGACCUGUUAUAUAAUAUAGUUCAGAAAGUUUAUUUUGCAAGAAGAAAAUAAAAAUAUAAUAAUUAUAGUAGGGCAAUUUAUUUUCCAGAGAUGAGAAUGGGAUCGUGAUGCUGAUUCCACUGAAAGUUUGUCUGAAUGCUUUCGGAGAGUGUGUUCAGUCCGAGUGGGCGUUUUAUCCAAACCGCCGUGUAAAAAAACUAACAAAAAAGCGUUACAGAUCUGUAUAACUUGUAAAUGAAUUAAGAAGCAUGUUAACGUUUUAUUUUCUGUUGGGUUUUUUUCAGAGCCAUUUGAAUAGGCAGAGGCCAGUGAUGUACUGUAUUUGUAACAAUAGUACCAUGUAUUCAUAUUCACGUGUUAAGAAGUCCGAAGUGGAUUUUACAUCUCUUGAAAAUGAACUUGCAUAAGAUGUGUUUUUGAGGAAAAAGAAGAUUCUAUAUCCAUAUAUAUAUAUAUAUGUAUAAAUAGAUAUAUCAAAAACAUCUCCAUGGUUCUAUCCUAUUCUAGGGGGGUUAGCUUGAUGGUUCCUCCCCCCCCACUUAACAUUGAAUAAUAAAGAAGGAGAGACUGGAGCUUUGACUGAAAUUGUAUCGUUACUGGAAAGGUGGAUUAGCUUCUCAGUCUCUAGCAGCUCACGCUCCGGCGGCAGGUCCUUCUUCCAGGGAUGUUCUCUCAGACACAUCGCUCAACGAUCCUUCUGUUCUGUUUCAGGAAGCCACGCUCUUCAUCCACUCUAAAUGUGUUUGUUUCUUCUAAUAAUGUAUCUCCAUCUUUGAUGCGGUCCUGUCUGUCUGUAAGCUGUCAGAACUCUAAAGAACUCUGGUUCUCUUUUUCUUUGGUAUUGUGUGAGGCUUCUGUAAUGAAACAUUGCAACCGUUUGUAUUAUAAUGACAGUAUCAGAAUAAUAUUUAAAUAAAUCAUUUUCACAGAUGAAAUUCAAA
This is a messenger RNA of Poecilia reticulata (guppy), 4751 nucleotides long. RefSeq names its product V-set and transmembrane domain containing 2A (gene vstm2a). Gene Ontology annotation, cellular component: membrane. The record is from RefSeq and is a predicted model, not a curated record. Lineage: Eukaryota; Metazoa; Chordata; Actinopteri; Cyprinodontiformes; Poeciliidae.